Messenger RNA from Penaeus chinensis, 5906 nucleotides. RefSeq lists its product as uncharacterized. Gene Ontology annotation, biological process: regulation of transcription by RNA polymerase II. The record is from RefSeq and is a predicted model, not a curated record. The transcript has 13 exons. Gene Ontology annotation, molecular function: transcription coregulator activity. Bases 45 to 4655 code for a protein of 1536 amino acids. NCBI's taxonomy places the organism in Eukaryota, Metazoa, Arthropoda, Malacostraca, Decapoda, Penaeidae. Gene Ontology annotation, cellular component: nucleus.
GUUCUCUCGGAAGACCCCAUAGUAACUCCGAGACGGGGGUUCACAUGUCACACAACGGAACCCUAAACAUUUCACGCGACGAUGUUGGGGAGGUUAGACGUGUGUUCAUCCUCAAGAAUGGAGGUAGUGAAACGGCGGGGUGUGAUGGGCAAGGGGUUGCGCCUCUAUCCCGAACGCCCUCCAUAAGCAACGCCACAACGCAACAUGGCGGCAGUGAUAGCGGGGGUAUUAAUGGGAAUUGUGACAGUGAUAACGUUAUAAAUGGGAUGCUGAGGGCGGGCGAGGAAGAUGUGGAUCCAACCAGUGAUUUGGGGGCUGACCUCCAGCACAUCGAGGAAUGGCUCAAAACGCGGAGUGACAGUUUGUCAAGCUUUGACUUUGACUCUGAGAUCAAGCCUUCAGAAAUUGACAUCAGUGACCUUUUUAAUCUCAAGAGUAGUGUGCAGUUCCACGUGGGUGGCCAGGACUAUGGGCUUGUAUUUUCCAAAGAUGGAGCAAGUGAUGCAGGUACAUCAAGUAAUGCAUUACCUAGCCAGUUUACGUUCCCAGAUAUGGGUGACAACCUUAGUGGAAGUGGGAGUCGCCGAAAUAGCUUCACCAAAAAGUUAGAAACGCUGAUGCAGGUAGACAAGGGUUUAUUCGAGGAGUUGCUUUUGACGGAUCAGAACAAGAAAUGUGGGGCCAAAAAGAUAGAAAAUAUGCCCUCAUUAUCAUCUGAAGAUAGAGGCCUGUUUGAAGAAUUGCUCUUACCGGGGGCUCAGGAAGAAUGGGCGAGGCAUGCCCAGGAAUUGCUCCUGGCUGUCACAAUGGAAAAGAAGGAAACGGUAGGUUCAGGAUCAGCCAUUGGAGAAGGCGAAUCUCUGCCGGAGCCAAUGGAAUGCAGUGACCCCCUGUCAUCAAGCACACAGGAUGCAAGCACAAGCCAGGAGUCCACCGACGAGCUCGACCUUAUGGUAAGGAACAUUCAGCCCAUCAAACUCAUGAGCCCACAGGAAAUUGAAAAUAUGGCAUCAAGGCCACUGGGUUUUGAUGAAACCCCAGUGAAGGCUGAGACCCAGAGGAACAGGGAGGUUACAAAUCAGAUUGAAGAAGAUUUUAAUUUUCAUCCUUUUGGGACACGAGGUUGCGAUGACAGCAGCACCUUGCCACAGGAUAUUCUUGCUAGUCCUAACAGUGAGGUUGACAGCAAGCUCUCAAGCAUAUUAGCAAUGGAUGCCUCAAACGAUACACUGGAGAUUGAGAGUUCAAGUGCAAGUGACAUGCUUGAGAACCUAAACAAAACUCCCCCAAAGCCAGAAAGGAGCAUAUCACCUGGAACAUUUUUAGUAAAACUGGAACCCAAAGAGAACCAAGUAUCUCAGGAUAAGACUACACCUAAUACUUUUUCUCUAAGUCAACAGACAUCAACUGUCAUGCCACCUCCACAAACCACUCUGUCAACUGCAACUUCACAUGCAUAUUCAACUUCUGUUCCUAUUUCAAUACUGGAUGUUAGUGACAUAAAUAAUAUUAUGUCUAGGACAGUGACUACCAACAGUAGUAACUUGAUACACACUCCUGUCAACAGUACAAUGGUAAAUCUUACUGCAGCAACUACAACUACUACCACAUCCAUCAAUAUGGCUCCAAAAGGGCUACUUAAAAUUCCUUCAGGUCUGGUUAGAGCAGAAUUAAAGAAGUUACCAGUUGGAAUGGUUCAGCUGCGAUUAGCAGCACCACCAGUUUCAUCUUCAGCUACUGUUGUGCCCACCAGUGCUACUCCAACAACAACAGCAGGUGGGGCACAGUUGCCAAGACCAGCUUUCAUUCUGAGACCCCUUAUUACACCAGGACAACAGAUCCAGCAACAGGCACCCCAGCCAAACAGUAUGGCACCCAAGACUAUUGGGGUCCCAAAAGAAAGUACUCCAUUAACUCUGACUCCAUUGAAGGUAGUUGCAGUACAGCCUCCAAACAAGCCUGGUACUGCUAAUGUAACAAUUACUGUAGAUCGUAAAGCAAAUCUCACAACAGUCAACAUUGUUUCAUCAAAUAAGAAACACACUGUCUUCAAGAUUAAUACCUGUGAUUUAGUUAGAGCUGUUUCAAGUAUUCAGGAGCUACACCUGGAACCACUGGGACUCACUCCACAACAGUUGCUGCGCUCAGCACACACAGCGCAUAGAUUAAUUCAAGAAGUACAUCAGGGGACAGCCCGCCAGGCUAAGUCUGGAGGGAAAGAUGGUAGUUCUGGGCCUCAAAACUUUGAGAUUAACCAGGUCCUUCAGGAGGUUAAGGCUCCCAUAUCAAGAAUGCAGCAGGGACCACUUGCAUUAUUGAGACAAGCUGCUGCAACUGCUAGAUCUACUCCUGUUACAAGUGCUUUGAGUCCAAAUACAAGUAGUGCUAUUGUCACAUGUAACAGUGUAGGGUCAUCUUUAAUAGGAACAGCACCAGUUUUUGUAACUACUUCAGCCUCAGGGCUAACAGGAAAACCCCCAAUUACAUCAGGAGCUGUCUUAACAACUGCCAAAGGGAUACAGACCAGUUUAGCUACACAGAAAACCCAGAUGGAUUCUUCACCACCAUCUACUAGUUCAGAUGGCAGAGGUUCACGCUUACCUGUCAUCACCUCACCUGACAAAUCACAGUUGAAAAACGAAGGCGUGGGGCUUUCUCUGCGACCUGGUGCUCCACCUACCAUGGUCUCGGUCCCUUCUGUCUUAGACACGCUGUCUGCCUCAUCUUUAGUGUCUGGAGACCUUCUUCAGACCUCUGCACAUUCUCCUUCCUCAUCAACAACUACACAGAAUGAUGAAGAUGUUAAUGAUGAAAACCCUGAAAUGUGUAUAGUUUCAGAUGAGGUUGCAGACAAGGCUUUGGAAGAAUUAGGUAUUCAUAUAGAUUCACUGCAGUGUGAACCUUCGCCACAAGGUGGGAAGCGUUGGCUCUGUCCAAUAAAAGGUUGCUGUAAACAUUUCCCCAAGCUUUCAUCAUUAAAGGUACAUCUUUUAAGUCACAAUGGAAUCCGACCUUAUAAAUGCAGCUAUGAAAAUUGUGAUUGGGCUUUUUACACAUGGUAUAAGCUGAAAAGACAUAUUGAAACACAUCUUAAGAGAAGAGAUUUUGCAUGCUCCGAACCUAACUGCAAUAGAAGGUUCACUACUGUGUACAACCUCAACACACAUCUUCGAUUACAUCAAAGACCAAAGUGCUGGAUGUGUUCACUGCCAGAAUGUACAAAAGCAUUUCAUACAAGGAGAGAGUUAGAGGUCCAUAUGAAGACCCACAAAGAUGUAGAGGCUCCAUAUAAAUGUGGAGUUGAUGGCUGCAGUAAAUCAUACUUCACGCCAAAUUCCCUAACCUCACACAUGCGCAGUCAUCACAAGGAAGAAGAACUGCGAUGCCAGUGGACAGGAUGCGGGAAGAAGUUUGAUAAACCGUGUAGACUAAAGGCUCACAUGAGGGUACACACUGGCCAGAGACCAUUUGUGUGUACAUAUGAGGGCUGUAAUUGGUCUUUCCAAAGUGCAAGUAAACUGAGUCGCCACCAGCGGAAGCAUACAAAUGACAGAAAAUUCACCUGUACCAUAUGUCAAAAGUCAUUUUUGCGAUCAGAACACUUAAAGGGCCAUCUCCUCAUCCACACUGGUGUCAGGAAUUUCCAGUGUCCUGUUGAACAUUGCAAUGCAAAAUUUACAGCAAAGAGCAGUUUGUACGUCCACCUGAAGAAGCAUGAAGGGAAAACCAAAGAGAACAAUAAUAAAGUAACUUAUCACUGCCCUAUUGAUACCUGUGACAAGAGUUAUAAUUCUAAGUUCAACCUCCGUCAGCACAUGCUGAAGAACCACACCAUUCUGACAACAGAUACAAGUCAAUUGGAUUAUAUAACGCUACUAGGGGAAAAGGACCUCAUGAUGGACCACCUUCUGCCACUGACCGCUGGUGGUUCCACGUCAGCCUCUGCAACUCUUGACCCCAAUGUUCCAGCCUCAUCACUGGCACCAUCUUCUCAUGCAGGGGACACCCAUGCCACAUUGCUUUCAAGUAUUGAGCUCAUUAAUGGGGACAUUGGCGCAGAUGGUACUAACAUUCCACCCAUUAUCGUGAUGGAAGGGAGAGCUGCAGCAGAAGCCAUCGAAGGCAUGGAUGUUGGUAUGCCAGACUCGCUUAUGGGUAAUACAGCUGUAGGGAAUGGGGAAAGUGAAGUAGAGUCCCUUGAUAUGCCAACUAUAUCAAAAGAUUCAGUGCCAGGGUCUGGAGGCUCUGCAAGAACUGACGUCCUUGGUAACAUACUCCGUUCACGUAGAGCAAGAAAAAGACAGCAGUUGAAUUUAGCAAAGAAAAUGGCAGAACUUGGAUGUCAUAUAUCAGGUACUGAUGGUGUCGUGAGUUUCACCAAUGAUGUAGUGUUAUCAGCAUCAGCAGUUACCUUACCAGCUACUUCACAUCUUCAGUCAACUUUAUUACAAGAUGAUGCGGUUACUAGUGAGUUGUACCAAGAAACGCUAAUGGGACAUGAUCUGCUCUCUGACCCUACUACAGAUCCACAGUCAACUAUCAAUCUCCGUGACCUGGAAAGUCAUGGUCAUCACUUCAAAGGCCAGCAAAAAAAUGGCGCAUCUGGUGAAGGCUGGGCUACGCUAUUGGUGUGUCCUAUUCAAAGGCGUCAGUAGAUGAGUACUCCAUUACUCCAAAUACUUGUCUUUGGGUCUUGGGCUCGAAUGUAUAUGCCCAGUACUGAAGACAGAGAGAGGGGGUAAAAAUAAUGAUGUUAGUAAUAGUGACGUAGAGGAAAGAAGAGGCUGGCGGAGAGAGGGAGAUAACAUAGCAACUAAAUUUGUCUGGAGUAUUGCCAAUGGCCCGAGUUAUGAAAGUAUGGUCCAAUAUAACCAUGAACAAGUCGUGUGAGGAUGUGAACUCCUGGUCUUGGUCGAAUGGCUUUUCCCCUCCCAUUGAGAAGUGACCUUACUGAAUUGUUAACUGGGGAAGGAUGACCAAAUGGUACAUACAUGCUGGUCUGGUAUUUAGGAUUGCAACUCUCUUGUCCCCCCCCCCCCCUCACAGGGCGUUUGACCUACCAAUAAGUUUGCCAUUGGUGACAACAGUGUGUCCUGUGGAGACGAGAACCCUGCAGAUUUAACGAUGUCGUGUCCAUCCUGCGCCUCAUUGGUCCCCUAUUCCAGCAAUAUCGGCAACCUGAUCCAUACUCAGCCAAGUCAGUCACCUGGUCUUGUUUUCUUGUGAGGACAAGGACACCACAGAGUUCCUUCCCAACAGCAGAGCAGCCCCUUCUCCUGAUGUUCAUGUUGACUUUUGUAGUUACAGUAGUAACAACAACUAAGGGCGGGGGGGGGGGGGGCAUUUGAAGAAACGAAGAAUGCAGCCUGGGCGGCCAUAGACAUCAAUGCCAAAAUGUUGCAACCCAGAAGAAGAAGAGGCUUUGCCCAUGGUACUAGCCCCCACGCCAACUCAGGGGUCGACUUUCCCUCCUUAGCUAGACUUUCAAAGGACGAGCCAAAACCUCAACCCAAGAGAGAGAGAAAAAAACAAAAAAAUCUAAACAUGUUUAGGUAACGGUGGCGAAUGAGUUUCUUUCCUUUGACCAAACCUCUCGUGAGCCUCAAAAAUCACAGAUACGGUGGUGAUUGUCUUGAAUGUAAUUAAUUCAGAGCAGUGUGAUAUCACCCAACCUAAGCAUAUCACAGUGGAGUAUUGGUAACUUCUCAAAGAGUGUCGUUUCUGUACGCUUAUGUAAUCCUGUGUAAAUGCACAUGAUAAUGAAAAAUUAUGUACUUUGUGCAUAUUUUAUUUAUCACCGAUAGAAAUAUGAUAUAUCAUUUUAUUCUACUUAAGCAAGUUGUUAAACUUAUAUUCUAUUAAUUGUUGGUCUCACAGAACGAUAACAGUGCAGAUCUACAGUGAAA